This is a messenger RNA of Sorex fumeus (smoky shrew), 1728 nucleotides long. It is a transcript of the gene PIAS4, whose product is annotated as protein inhibitor of activated STAT 4. Gene Ontology annotation, molecular function: transcription coregulator activity; zinc ion binding; SUMO ligase activity. Lineage: Eukaryota; Metazoa; Chordata; Mammalia; Eulipotyphla; Soricidae. Gene Ontology annotation, biological process: regulation of transcription by RNA polymerase II; protein sumoylation. The coding region runs from base 60 to 1619 and encodes 519 amino acids. The record is from RefSeq and is a predicted model, not a curated record. The transcript has 11 exons.
GGGCGGUCACGUGACGCGACGGCUGGGGGCUCCCGGCGCGGGGGACGCUGGUGGCCAAGAUGGCGGCGGAGCUGGUGGAGGCCAAAAACAUGGUGAUGAGCUUCCGAGUGUCCGACCUCCAGAUGCUCCUGGGCUUCGUGGGCCGCAGCAAGAGCGGCCUGAAGCACGAGCUGGUGACCCGCGCGCUGCAGCUCGUGCAGUUCGACUGCAGCCCCGAGCUCUUCAAGAAGAUCAAGGAGCUGUACGAGACGCGCUACGCCAAGAAGCACGCCGAGCCCGGGCCGCCCGCCCGCGGCCUCGACCCGCUGGCCGUGCACUCGGCCGCCUUCGAGCGCGAGCGGCCGGCCGCGGGGGCCCGCGCGCCGCUGCCCGGCCCCAACCUCGACUUCCCCGUGCUCUACGGCAAGUACCUCAAUGGACUGGGCCGCCUGCCCAAGGCGCUGAAGCCCGAGGUGCGCCUGGUCAAGCUGCCCUUCUUCAACAUGCUGGACGAGCUCCUGAAGCCCACGGAGCUGGUCCCGCAGAACAGCGAGAAACUGCAGGAGAGCCCGUGCAUCUUCGCCCUGACGCCGCGGCAGGUGGAGCUCAUCCGAAAUUCCAGGGAGCUGCAGCCGGGAAUCAAGGCCGUGCAGGUGGUCCUGAGGAUCUGCUACUCGGACGCCAGCGGCCCGCAGGAGGACCAGUAUCCCCCCAACAUCGCCGUGAAGGUCAACCACAGCUACUGCUCUGUCCCGGGCUACUAUCCCUCUAACAAGCCGGGCGUGGAGCCCAAGCGGCCGUGCCGCCCCAUCAACCUCACCCACCUCAUGUACCUGUCAUCGGCCACCAACCGCAUCACCGUCACUUGGGGCAACUACGGCAAAAGCUACUCGGUGGCCUUGUACCUGGUGCGGCAGCUGACUUCCUCCGAGCUGCUGCAGCGGUUGAAGACGAUCGGGGUGAAGCACCCGGAGUUGUGCAAGUCGCUGGUCAAAGAGAAGCUGCGCCUGGACCCCGACAGCGAGAUUGCCACAACGGGCGUGCGGGUGUCCCUCAUCUGCCCGCUGGUGAAGAUGCGGCUGUCGGUGCCCUGCCGGGCCGAGACGUGUGCCCACCUGCAGUGCUUCGACGCUGUCUUCUACCUGCAGAUGAACGAGAAGAAGCCCACCUGGAUGUGCCCCGUGUGUGACAAGCCGGCCCCCUACGACCAGCUCAUCAUCGACGGGCUCCUCUCCAAGAUCCUGAGCGAGUGUGAGGACGCGGACGAGAUCGAGUUCCUGGCGGACGGCUCGUGGUGCCCCAUCCGCGCCGAGAAGGAGCGCAGCUGCAGCCCGCAGUGCCCGAUCCUGGUGCUGGGCACCUCGGACCCCAACGGGCUCCUGGCCACCCCCAGCAUCAACGGCGGCAGCGGCGGCGGCGCCGGCAGCGGCGGGGGCAGCGGGGCCCUCGGGGGCGGCGGCGCGGGGGCCAGCGUGGAGAACGGCAAGGCCGGCGCCGACGUGGUGGACCUCACUUUGGACAGCUCGUCGUCUUCGGAGGACGAGGACGAGGAGGAAGAGGAGGACGAGGACGAGGACGAGGAGGGCCCGCGGCCCAAGCGCCGCUGCCCGUUCCCCAAGGGCCUGGUGUCGGCCUGCUGACCGCGCCGCGCGGCCGCCGGCCGGACUCACUCUCCUGGUGCUCUCCGCGCGCGUGCGCGCCAGCGGACAGACGCGGGGCGCGGGGGGCGCGAGGGCGGCGCGCGCGAUC